Myotis daubentonii (Daubenton's bat) is the source of this 2854-nucleotide messenger RNA. RefSeq names its product exocyst complex component 5 (gene EXOC5). NCBI's taxonomy places the organism in Eukaryota, Metazoa, Chordata, Mammalia, Chiroptera, Vespertilionidae. Gene Ontology annotation, cellular component: exocyst; cytoplasm. The record is from RefSeq and is a predicted model, not a curated record. Gene Ontology annotation, biological process: exocytosis; Golgi to plasma membrane transport.
CGGCCGGGAGCCGGAGCUGGCGAGCGGAGCGGGAACCUGUGCGCGGCGCCGCUGAGGCGCAGCAUGUGAGCGGAGACGGCGUCCAGCGCGAGGCGAGCCUCUCAGCCGGCCGGGAUGGCUACGACGGCCGAGCUCUUCGAGGAACCUUUUGUGGCAGAUGAGUAUAUUGAACGUCUUGUAUGGAGAACCCCAGGAGGAGGCUCUAGAGGAGGAUCUGAAGCUUUUGAUCCUAAAAGGUUAUUAGAAGAAUUUGUAAAUCAUAUUCAAGAACUCCAGAUAAUGGAUGAAAGGAUUCAAAGGAAAGUGGAGAAACUAGAGCAACAGUGUCAGAAAGAAGCUAAGGAAUUUGCCAAGAAGGUACAAGAGCUUCAGAAAAGCAAUCAGGUUGCCUUCCAACAUUUCCAAGAACUGGAUGAGCACAUUAGCUAUGUAGCAACCAAGGUCUGUCACCUUGGAGACCAGUUGGAAGGGGUAAACACCCCCAGACAACGGGCAGUAGAGGCUCAGAAAUUGAUGAAAUACUUUAAUGAGUUUCUAGAUGGAGAACUGAAAUCUGAUGUUUUUACAAAUUCUGAAAAGAUAAAGGAAGCAGCAGACAUCAUUCAGAAGUUGCACCUAAUCGCCCAAGAGUUACCUUUUGAUAGAUUUUCAGAUGUAAAAUCCAAAAUUGCAAGCAAAUACCAUGAUUUAGAAUGCCAGCUGAUUCAGGAGUUUACUAGUGCUCAAAAAAAAGGUGAAAUCUCCAGAAUGAGAGAAGUAGCAGCAGUUUUACUUCAUUUUAAGGGUUACUCCCAUUGUGUUGAUGUUUAUAUAAAGCAGUGCCAGGAGGGUGCUUACAUGAGAAAUGAUAUAUUUGAAGAUGCAGCAAUACUCUGUCAACGGGUGAACAAACAAGUUGGAGAUAUCUUUAGUAAUCCAGAAACAGUACUAGCUAAACUUAUUCAAAACGUAUUUGAAAUCAAACUACAGAGUUUUGUGAAAGACCAGUUAGAAGAAUGUAGGAAGUCUGAUGCAGAGCAGUACCUCAAAAAUCUCUAUGACUUAUAUACAAGAACCACAAAUCUUUCCAGCAAGUUGAUGGAGUUUAACUUAGGUACUGAUAAACAGACUUUCUUGUCUAAGCUUAUCAAGUCCAUUUUCAUUUCCUACUUGGAGAACUAUAUUGAGGUGGAGACUGGAUAUUUGAAAAGCAGAAGUGCUAUGAUCCUACAGCGCUAUUAUGAUUCAAAAAACCAUCAAAAGAGAUCCAUUGGCACAGGAGGUAUUCAAGAUUUGAAAGAGAGAAUUAGACAACGUACCAACUUACCUUUGGGGCCAAGUAUCGAUACUCAUGGGGAAACCUUUCUAUCCCAAGAAGUGGUGGUUAAUCUUUUACAAGAAACCAAACAAGCCUUUGAAAGAUGUCAUAGGCUCUCUGAUCCUUCUGAUUUACCAAGGAAUGCCUUUAGAAUUUUUACCAUUCUUGUGGAAUUUUUAUGUAUUGAGCAUAUUGAUUAUGCUUUGGAAACAGGACUUGCUGGAAUUCCUUCUUCAGAUUCUCGGAACGCAAAUCUCUAUUUUUUGGAUGUUGUGCAUCAGGCCAAUACGAUUUUUCAUCUUUUUGACAAGCAGUUUAAUGACCACCUUAUGCCACUAAUAAGCUCUUCUCCUAAGUUAUCUGAAUGCCUUCAGAAGAAAAAAGAAAUAAUUGAACAGAUGGAGAUGAAAUUGGAUACCGGUAUUGAUAGGACAUUAAAUUGUAUGAUUGGACAAAUGAAGCAUAUUUUGGCUGCAGAACAAAAGAAAACAGAUUUUAAGCCUGAAGAUGAAAACAAUGUUUUGAUUCAGUAUACUAAUGCCUGUGUUAAAGUCUGUGCUUAUGUAAGGAAACAAGUAGAGAAGAUUAAAAAUUCCAUGGAUGGGAAGAAUGUGGAUACGGUUUUGAUGGAAUUUGGAGUACGUUUUCAUCGACUUAUUUAUGAGCAUCUUCAACAAUAUUCCUACAGUUGUAUGGGUGGCAUGUUAGCAAUUUGUGAUGUAGCUGAAUAUAGGAAGUGUGCCAAAGACUUUAAGAUCCCACUGGUGUUACAGCUUUUUGAUACUCUGCAUGCACUUUGCAAUCUCCUGGUAGUUGCCCCAGAUAAUUUGAAGCAAGUCUGUUCAGGUGAACAACUUGCUAAUCUGGACAAGAACAUUCUUCACUCCUUCGUACAACUUCGUGCUGACUAUAGAUCUGCCCGCCUUGCUCGACAUUUCAGCUGAGGUUGAAUUUAUAAGGGAAACGUGUUGUACUUCAGCGGGCCUUGGUUGAUAGAAAGAAAGCACAGGAAAUUUCUUAUGUUAUAGCCAACACUUUAUGGAAAAAUGACUGUUUGGAAAAACAGCAACCAUACCGUGGAGAUUUUUUUUUUUUUUUUUAAUUUGGACUACUAGCCAUAUUUUAUUUUAUUUUUUCCCCUUAAGUUGAUUUUUAGUACUGUCCUUGAACAUACAAGUUUCAUAUUCUGUGAAACUACAUGUCAUGGUUUUCAUCCUGGAAAAUCUUAGUGUCAGAAGGCAAAUGAGAUGUUACCAGUGAUCCAAUUCAUGUUCUUUAACAUAGUCCACUGGAAAAUUUCACCAUCCUAUUUUAUCAAUUUUAAUGACCUUUUCCACACUGAUGAUUGUUGAUCAAGUUAUUUUAGGUAUUCCUAGAGAACUUUUUGCCUCAAAAGGUUAGCAAUUGAGCAUAAUUUCUGUAAAUGAUUGAUUGGAUUUUUCUGAGGUACAACUGUAAUACUAUUUCAAGGAAAAAGUUUUACACUAAACUAAAACGAUGAGAUGUUUUAUGUAGAUAUUAGGUAUGGAUCAGAAUAUAUCUGCCUCCUGGGUGAAA